AUGCAGCGCUGCAUUGCCGACAAUCCUCAUUGUAUCUCGGUCACAUCGCUCCCUCGAUUCCGGCUGCCGAUUGGAACAGCCGCUGCCUCAUGCCUUGGGAUGAUCAAUGACCGCCUUUUUCUGUCACCCGAGGCAUUGUUGUGGGCUGCCCAGUCGAAGCAGCUUAAAUAUCUAGCAUGCACGGGUGCAUUUUGGGAAUUCUCCAUCCUUCUAACACAACAGCAGCUGCACCGGAAAGUCUUCUUGAUCGACCCAGACUCUGCUCUCACUGAGAACGACUCCCACCCGCGAUCAAGCCUUCCGAUGCCGCUUGAAGGGUCAACACCACCUAUCUCUGAAGGCUGGAACUUCAUCGAAUCUCCAGCAAUGUCACCUACUUCGAACAGCCCGUCACUGGAUGACCUGUUCGAAGCAAACCGACUCAACCUGACCGUCAAUCCGCUCGACAUGUUCCGACCGACCGUGCGCGAUAUCGACACCUCGACAUACAAACCAAUCUUCCCCGACUGGGAACAGACCUUGUCACCAGUUCAAAUCGACCCCAGCGUCCCGCGCGAUUAUACGGUCAAUGCUUUCUUCAAGAGCCCGGCCGAGAUUGGGCUGAUCCGGGCCAUUGAGCGCGGCCUAGAGCGCGGCGACGACUCUUUCUUAUCUCCUACCGCGACCGCUUGCAGCCUUUCGGAUUGGAUUGAAGCAGAUCCAUUCGACGAUGCCAAUGCAGUUUCAACUGAGUCUCCUAUCCCGAAACAAGAGCCUAACUGCAGCCCCGAGUCUGUAUUCGACGCCGAGCCUGUCCUCCGGGAACUCAACACUUUUGAUCCUGAUUUCUUCUUUGAGGCACCAUCCGACGUGGUUUCGCUUGACUCACCACUCGCCGACUCUCUUGUUGGAAAUGGCAAUGUCCACCCUUCACUAGAUUCACGAGGCACCGAAGCAUUCACUCCGCUCGGAAACCCCUUCCUCGAUCCCCCCCCAACCUAUCAUUACCCACAGCAAAUCUCAAGUCAUCAGCAGUACCACUUUCCUUUGGUAAACACCCCGGCGUCUGUACACAACCUUGUUCAGCCGGAACUCACUGAGCUAGAUUCUACACAAAAUCCGGUGUCCCAUUGUGACGGGACCGACGAGGACUUCUACGAUCCGUUCCAGCCGACUUGGGAUUUUGCAGAAAACCUCGGCGUCUCUAUUUCUGAGGACGACUAUCCAGGGUUGCGCGGCUACACAGACACUCCUCUGUCUCCUGGCACUAGUGCUGAGCAGUCCUGUGUUCAGGGAGCCAAUGACUCUGGUCGGCCAGAGGGGGAGCGGCAAGAGGCCUGCCAUCUUCGUCGGUCCCAUCUUCUCUCAAGCCUUCCUAGAUUGACUGUACCGCAGAGCGCACCCAAAACUUUUGUCCCGAGUCAACCGAGAAAACAUCAUCCACCACCACCACCCCCUCCUCGAGGAUCUCGACCUUUAGCUCCUGGGCUUCCUUCAUAUCCCCCAGUCGUGAACCCUCGCCCCAUCCUUCCACAGCACUUGCAGUCCGUCCCUCUUGCCAAUCCCUGGCGCAUUGGCUAUCGAAACCCAUGGUUCAAUCGACCAGAUGUAUCAUGGCAUCAAGCCACCGAUCCAAAUACUGGGGAUGUCGUGGGCUAUUGUCUUCGUCAAGGACAAGCAGUGCCUUUAAAUUUCGCACCAGCCGCUGUUCCUCAUCCCGCAGUUCCAGUGCAGCCGCGCCCUUGGGCUCCGACUGGCAGGAUCCUGCUUGCUGCGAAGCCAGCACUUCCGUCAGCGGUAAGAAGAGUGGCCGAGGAUGAAGCUGACGGUCAUCGCAGAAAAGUUGUUAUCGUCCAGGGCGUCCCAUACCAAAGAGUCGACUGA
Molecule: messenger RNA, 1863 nt
Organism: Cladophialophora carrionii CBS 160.54
Lineage: Eukaryota; Fungi; Ascomycota; Eurotiomycetes; Chaetothyriales; Herpotrichiellaceae
Exons: 1
Coding region: 1-1863 (620 amino acids)
Source: RefSeq, a predicted model, not a curated record